UCGUGCGUAACAUGUGGACCAGAUCGUUCUAUGUGUGGUUUGCAUCGACGACAACAUUACUGCUCACGACCGAGAUAGCAACAUCAAACGCGCUGCUGAAACGAUGCUACCAAUGUCGAUCGCGGAGCGAACUCGGCAGCUGCAAAGAUCCGUUCCUGUGGAAUGCCACACAAGUUGAGAGUGAACGUGGCGUGUCGGCCGUACCUUGCGCCUCCGGCUGGUGUGGCAAAGUGAUCGAGGGGAUGGGCUCGUUCCGUGAGGAUGAUUACGAUAUGGCCACCCAGCGCAUGUGCGUCCAGCGAGGACCCUCCGAUUCUGAAGAUCGCUGCGCGUAUACCGUCUACAACCACAAGAAGGUGUACAUGUGCUUUUGUCAAGGCGAUCUCUGCAACGGUACCGACACACCGAGAGCACGUUGGGUUAGCCUGUGCAGUAGUAGUAGUGCGAUGCUACUAUCGCUAAUCCUGCUGCGGUUCUAUUUAUGCUAGAUUUCA
Anopheles maculipalpis is the source of this 494-nucleotide messenger RNA. RefSeq lists its product as uncharacterized. Bases 12 to 488 code for a protein of 158 amino acids. NCBI's taxonomy places the organism in Eukaryota, Metazoa, Arthropoda, Insecta, Diptera, Culicidae. Gene Ontology annotation, biological process: regulation of synaptic transmission, cholinergic; positive regulation of voltage-gated potassium channel activity; sleep. The transcript has 3 exons. The record is from RefSeq and is a predicted model, not a curated record.